UUCGAUCCCUCGCAUCGAAGAUCGUCGCUCGGAGAUGGCGGGGCUCGCGCGCUCGGGCUCGGAUGCGCGACUGUGACGAGAAUUUCCCCAUCUUCCGAUCGGGUGGAGGUUGCUGAGGCAGGAGGUCGAUCGGUCGAUCGGUGCAGUGGCAGCGCGGUCUGAAAUUUGGCCUCCAAUCGUUCGCUCUUUUCUUCUUCUUCUUCAUCAUCUUUCGCAUUUCCACGAAAUUUUCAUUUUCGUUUCAUUGGUUGCGUUGGCAGUAGUUGAGAAUUCAGUCUGUCCGUGUGUCGGCCGAUCGGGGGUGGCAUUUAUGGGGGCCCGUCGCUGGUCAGAGUUGAUGAGGAUUUCGUUUCUUUGAGGGAGGGCAUGGAGCUUUUGUAGCUUCUUUAGCUUUAGCUGUUGCAGCGAGCGAGAGAUUGCGCGGCCUCGGACAUUGAGCGCGGCGGCGUAGACUGAGGGAGGGAGAGAGAGAGAGAGAGAAAGAGAGAGCUUGUGAAUUACAGAGUCCGCGAGCGUCCAGGGUCUUGAUCCUGCUUGCCUCGAAAAGGCGGCAAGAUGUUGGAGCAGAUCAAGACGCUGACCGACAUCGGGGCUAUGACCCGGCUCUUGCAUGAGAGCAUCGCGUAUGGGAGGAGCAUUGAUGACGAGUUGGAGGUUCUGCUGUCUCAGCGGUAUGAUCUUGAGAAGAAGCUCUUAGGGCUUCAGAAAUCGUCCGAGGUUUUAGAGUUAGUGCGCUCUGAUUCGGAUGUAAUGCUGUCAAGCGUGAGAUCGACCUGUGCCCUAGCUGAUCACGUCAGUGGCAAAGUCAGGGAGUUGGAUUUGGCGCAAUCUCGUGUUCAGGCUACAUUGGCGAGGAUUGAUGUGAUCGUCGAUCGCACGAAUUGUAUAGACGGAGCCAAACAGGCUCUCGAAACAGAAGACUACGAAUCUGCAGCCAAGUACGUGGAGCGCUUCCUGGAGCUGGACGCCCAGUACACCGUCUCCAAUUCAGACGAAGCGAAUGGCGAAGGUAGAGACACAGUCUCGGAGCCGAGGAGGCAGCUGCUGGAGUCGAAACAGAAGUUAGAGGAAGUGAUCAGGAAGAAGCUGGCUUUGGCAGUAGAGGCUCGGGAUCAUACGAGCGUCGUGAGAUUUGUCAAACUCUUCCCUUCACUGGAGCUUCAGGAGGAAGGAUUGCGGCUGUAUGUGGAUUAUCUGCGAAAAGUCAUUGCCCUAAGAGCGAGAAAUGAGUACGAGGGUAUUGUGGAGAUUCUGGAGCAAGCAGAAGGAAACACCGGUGAUUUCGUGGGAGGGCUUAAUAAUCUGUUCAACUACAUUGCGACAUCGAUCGAAGACAAUGAAGACCUUCUACGCACCUUCUCUGGCGAAGAUGGCAUCGUCUUCGCUAUCCAGGAGCUCCAGCAAGAAUGCAACCUCAGGGGACCUGUUAUUCUGAAGAAAUACAGCGAACAUCGAAAGUUUUCGAAGCUGAGCAAAGAAAUUGCCAAUCAGAGCAAGAAUAUUAUGUCGGUGGGUGGCUAUGAAGGACCUGACCCUAGAGAUAUCGCCGUGUAUUUGGAGGAAUUGCAGGUUUUGAUACAGACGAGCGAGGACUACAUUCACUACAUGAUUCAGAAGAUGAGAGAGGCUGGCUCUGCUGGCGCUCAACUGAGCCCAAGGGCUGCCAAUGGUUUCAAAUCUGGAGCAUUUGGUCGUUCGGUACAGGAACUGACGGGGUAUUAUGUCGUUCUAGAGGAGUACUUUAUGGAAGAAAACGUUAGAAAGGCGAUUAAGAUCGAUGAGUUUGUGCCGGAUGCACAGACUACUUCGAUGGUCGACGAUUGCUUCUACGUCCUCCAAACAUGCUCCAGAAGGGCAGUGUCCACUGCCAACUCGCAAGCAGUGCUUGCCACGUUGAAUCACGUUAUUGACAUACUCAACAAUGAAUACAAGGAGGCACUUUUAAGAAAGAUCAACCUCCCAAACCUCGCAAUUAGGCUCUUCAGUGCAGGAGUUGGCUCUGCAAAGACCGGCACAGAGGUAGCAGCCGCCCUCAACAAUGUGGACAUCAGCGCCGAGUAUGUCAUCAAGCUCAAACACGAAAUCGAAGAACACUGCAUGGAGACAUUCGCUGGGCCUGGCGAAAGAGAGAAGAUAAAAUCAUGUCUCUCGGAACUGUCAGAAACAAGCACGGCUCUCAGACAAUUGGGCAAUGGAGGCCUGGAGCAGCUCGCCAAUGCCAUAAUACCACGACUCCGGGGCAUUCUGGACGUCGUUGGACCUGUUAGUUAUGAAUUGACCGAGGCCCAAUAUGCAGAGAACGAGGUGAACGACCCCUGGGUUCAGAAGUUGCUGCAUCUGGUGGACGGGAAUGUCGCAUGGCUGCAACCAUUGCUCACGAGCAACAAUUAUGACUCUCUAGUUCACCUGAUUAUCGACUUUCUGGUCAAACGCUUGGAAGCAAUUAUGGUCCAGAAACGCUUCAACCAGUUGGGCGGCCUACAGCUCGACCGGGAUGCCAGAACUCUUGUGGGUCACUUCUCAGGAAUGACUCAGCGAACUGUACGUGACAAAUUCGCCCGGCUCACGCAGAUGGCAACCAUCCUCAACUUAGAGAAGGUGUCUGAAAUUCUUGACUACUGGGGUGAGAAUUCGGGUCCCAUGACUUGGCGCCUCACCACCACCGAAGUCCGCCGCACAUUGAGUCUUCGAGUAGACUUCAAGCCAGAGUCCAUAGCUGCUUUGAAGUUAUAGUUUUGACCGCAACUGGCCUGUCUGCCUCGAGACACAUGUUUCAAGAGCUUCGUUGGUCAUAACUGACAUCUACAUACCUGCUGAUGAAAGAAGACGAGGUCAGCUUGUGCAGGCCGAGUGUCCCCAAGUCAGAUAUCGUUGUGGAAACGUGCGUACACAGCUAGAGGAUAGAAACUUGUUCACUUCUCGUCUCGAAAAAUUGCUGAUCAAGAGAGGUGAAGAACUAUGUAAAUACAUUUUUUAAAGCAAAUUCCAAGGCAUGAAACCGCAAUCAAACGUACGGUCUAGCGUUGCCGACGACGACGAUAGAUGUGGAGGUCAUGAAUUAUCCAGGAAAUAAAUACAGAGUAUCAACUGUCAUCCUCGGUCGCUGGCUUAAUAGGGCGACACGGUGCUGAUCAAAUUGACAGCCUCUGCUCAAGAAUUAGUUCCAGUGGUCGUGGUGCUUGGCAAUCAUCUACAUCACAACCAGAAUGAUCGUUGCGAAUGGGUAUGACAAAUUGUAAUUGCAGGCAAACUCUCUGUCAGCUGGACGGUGUUCUAAUCCUCUGUCCAUUUUUCACCC
This is a messenger RNA of Marchantia polymorpha subsp. ruderalis, 3298 nucleotides long. NCBI's taxonomy places the organism in Eukaryota, Viridiplantae, Streptophyta, Marchantiopsida, Marchantiales, Marchantiaceae. The record is from the annotation of a GenBank genome assembly.